GUCGCUAGCAUGUCCAACUGAAGUUGGACUUCUAUUCAUUCAAGCCCACAAACAACACCAACGGUUAAAACCCUUUCCUUCGCAGUUCGUGCAACCGUUACCUUCUUCAUAAACCCUAAACAUCUCAGAACACACACCAAUUUCUCCCUCAUUUUGAUUCCACAGUUUAUGCUUUGCAAGUUAUUCCUAUUCCUGAGUUGUGUUUCAAGAUGUCCUCGAGUAAUCUUCCAUCUGAAUCGCCUCGAAACCCUAGAGUGGCGUGGGAAGGCUGCAGCGUUUUACUCGACAUCAAUGAUGGCGACCGCCUGGUUUUUGCUCGACUCUCGCCUGCCUCUACGCUGAAAAUCGGGAAUAAAAGUUACUCUCUGAAGCCAUUGAUCGGUCGUCCUUUCGGUUCGUUGUUUCAAAUUGAAAGUGGAGACAAUGGUCAAAAUUUGGCUUGUAUUACGCCCUCCAGAGAAGAAGAAAUGGAGGAGAUGAAGGAAGAACAGGUGGUCAAAGAUGAGCUGAGAGAUAACAGAGCGCUUGUAGACAAUAAUAAGGCACAAAGCCUCUCUAGUGAAGAUAUAGAUGCACUGCGAAGUCAGGGUGCAACUGGUGAUGAAAUUGUGGAAGCUCUCAUUGCCAACAGUGCAACAUUUGAAAAGAAAACAGUUUUCUCUCAGGAGAAAUAUAGGCUCAAAAAACAGAAGAAAUAUGCUCCUAGGGUACUUUUGAGGAGACCUUUUACUCGAAGUAUAUGUGAGGCAUACUUCAAGAAAUUUCCAGCUAGAAUCGGAUUCUUGAGAGUGGAUGCUCUGUCUCUUCUUCUUUCUUUUGCCAACGUGACUUCAAAUUCUGAUGUUCUUGUGUUUGAUAUGGUUGGUGGUCUUAUCACUGGAGCUGUGGCUGAGCGCUUAGGAGGCAAGGGUUCUGUAUGCAAUACAUACCUUGGAAGUAAUCCAAAUCCUAUGGAAAUAGUAAGAAUGUUCAACUUUGAUGAUGAAAUUUGCGCAAGGAUAAUGCGUUCACCUCUUACCGAUCUUGCCUCAUCCCAAGUUUCUAAUGGUGAACAUGAAGUCAAUAUUAAAGCACAGGAUGAGGCAUCUGAACCUGUUAAUAUGGAUGAAGGCCCUCUAACAUCUACAGACCAGUCUUCAGAUCUCAACUCAGAGUGUAUAGUUUCUCCAUUAACUAAAGUAUUAAAAUGCGCAAAAGCUGGAGAUAAGGCACCGCCAGAAGUUGUUAAAUCAUGGAAAGAAAAUGGUUUUACAAGCCUAAUAAUUGCUGCUCCACAGUCGGAUGCAUGGGGCCUUGUUAAAGAUCUGUUGCCUCUUGUAGCAAAUUCUGCCCCAUUUGCUAUCUAUCACCAGUAUCUUCAGCCUCUUGCAACUUGCAUGCAUAAACUGCAGCUUGAGAAGAUGGCAAUCAGCUUGCAAAUAUCAGAACCUUGGCUUCGUGAAUACCAGGUUCUUCCUUCGAGAACCCAUCCCUUCAUGCAGAUGAAUGCGUUUGGUGGAUACAUUCUAAGUGGGACGAAGAUAUGUGAUGUAGCCCAUCAGUAAGCAAUUUGAAGGUGCAGAUUCUAAUUUUAAAUCAAAUUUUGCCAUCACCUUCUUUUUCCUUUUAAUUAUUUCACAUAAAAACCAUAUUAUGAUCUUAGACAUGAAUGACAUCUUAUCUACAUUUAGCUUUACAUUUUU
Molecule: messenger RNA, 1682 nt
Organism: Cucurbita pepo subsp. pepo (vegetable marrow)
Lineage: Eukaryota; Viridiplantae; Streptophyta; Magnoliopsida; Cucurbitales; Cucurbitaceae
Product: eukaryotic initiation factor 3 gamma subunit family protein
Biological process (GO): tRNA methylation
Cellular component (GO): tRNA (m1A) methyltransferase complex; nucleus
Source: RefSeq, a predicted model, not a curated record